AUCAAACAAUUGGGGCCUUAGCUACCGCCUCCUUUUAAUUUGUCACCAAAAUCUGCUCAAUCCAUGAAAUUUGUUAUCGAUAUUCUUUCUAAUUCAAUCUUACUCUUUUAAUGCAACUUCAGUAAUCUUUUAUUAAAGCAUGGAGGAACAAUUUAUUUUAAGAGUUCCACCUUCUGUUGCGGAGCAAUUGGAUCGUUUGUUGAGUGAAACUGCUUCGAAUUCUGAAGAUCAAUCACUGGAUUUGUCUUUUUCGGAUGAUGGUAGGAGUGGCACGUUUAUGAUCGGCAAUGACCGUUUCCCUGCUUCUCUCUUGGAUCUUCCUUGUGUUGUGGAGUCCUUUAAAACAUAUGAUGAUAGUGCACUAGUCAAAACUGCAGAUAUUGGUCAGAUGAUUAUGGUUAGAGAAACUAGUGACACUGCUCCAGAUGUAGUGGAGUACAGACAUGGACUUACUCCGCCGAUGAGGGAUGCUAGAAAACGACGAUUUCGUAGGGAGCCAGACUUAAAUCCCGAACUCGUCCAGCGUGUCGAGAGGGAUCUGCUGAACAUUAUGGCGGGUGGUACAGUCGAAAAUGCUGAUGCUGAAGUUAAUGAGCAAGAGGAAGACGGUGAUCAGAAUCCUCGGAAUGCGAGUAAGAAACCGAUACCUACUCCUGCAGCGAAACCUGAUGUUCAAGAGGCAGCAGUAGCUAAUGCCGAGGAGCCUGAGAGAAGCGACUCGGAUGAAUCAGAUGAUUCAAUCUGAUUCCACACCUUGUCUAUAACUUGUCAUGGUUUGAGUAAUGGAUGAUCAGUUCUUGUUUGAAAUGGAGCCGACAUCUUUCUAUAUAUAACUUUUUUUUAUCAUGUAUAUAAGGUAUAUAAUUUUCCUGUUGUGCAAGUACUGGGGGAGAAAGCUUAUGGUCUGAUCGUGCACGGUGGUGUAGCCAGACAUUAAAUAUAAGAGGGGCAAAAUGUACUAUUUUUAUAAAUAAUAUGUAAAAUUUAAAAUUUAUUAAAAUUAAGGGGUCAAUAUAUAAUAUUUUCUAA
Messenger RNA from Mercurialis annua (annual mercury), 1029 nucleotides. Its product is annotated as transcription initiation factor TFIID subunit 7. Gene Ontology annotation, cellular component: transcription factor TFIID complex. Gene Ontology annotation, biological process: transcription initiation at RNA polymerase II promoter; RNA polymerase II preinitiation complex assembly. Gene Ontology annotation, molecular function: RNA polymerase II general transcription initiation factor activity. Lineage: Eukaryota; Viridiplantae; Streptophyta; Magnoliopsida; Malpighiales; Euphorbiaceae. The coding region runs from base 140 to 745 and encodes 201 amino acids. The transcript is spliced from 6 exons. The record is from RefSeq and is a predicted model, not a curated record.